Messenger RNA from Chaetomium strumarium, 2474 nucleotides. RefSeq names its product fungal-specific transcription factor. Lineage: Eukaryota; Fungi; Ascomycota; Sordariomycetes; Sordariales; Chaetomiaceae. The record is from RefSeq and is a predicted model, not a curated record. Gene Ontology annotation, molecular function: DNA-binding transcription factor activity, RNA polymerase II-specific; zinc ion binding; RNA polymerase II cis-regulatory region sequence-specific DNA binding. The transcript has 2 exons. Gene Ontology annotation, cellular component: nucleus. The coding region runs from base 133 to 2379 and encodes 748 amino acids. Gene Ontology annotation, biological process: positive regulation of transcription from RNA polymerase II promoter by galactose; DNA-templated transcription.
CGUUGGCACCUGCCGAAAUGAGCCUCGAGCUCGCCGGAAUCGAAACUUGAAAAACUGCAUCUCUCCGCACGCCUGCUCCAGCCAAGCGUCAGCCCCCGAUUCUGGAAACCCGUCAAAAGCGCCAUCGCCGCCAUGUUCUACACCUUUCGCUCGGGUAUCGCCGAAGGCCCGACGCCGCCGCCCCGUCCGGUGCGUCAGCCCGGUUCCGGAUCGACCCGCAGUGACGGCCCCGCCUCGGCACAGUCGCGCUCCGGCGCCUUCAAGGCGUGCAAGCGGUGCCGUCUCUAUCGGAUCAAAUGCGGCGAUAAGCCAUGCGCGGCCUGUCGCGCCAACAAUGCCAAGUGUGUAUGGCAAAGCCCGGCCGAGUCUGCCGCCACAGGCGCUUCGUCUUCCAGGACUAGCAGUUUGAGCUCGCCGGCGCGUUCGCGUUCGCGCACGGCGUCUCCCCCGUCCACGCUCGCGCCCGUCACCGUCGCCGUGGCCGCUGAGGACCCUAGCACCCGCACCAUCUCCUCCGCUCCGCCGUCCGCUCAAUUUUCAUCGUCCUCCGACUCUCCAGCUCGUGAUUUCCGGCUCUUGUUGAAGACUGUUUCGGCUGGUCUGAGCUCGGACGGCGCCUGGGACAGCAAUCCAUUCCCUCCUCUGCCCCAAGACGCCGGCCUCUGGCACGACAUCGCCGCCCGCGUGGAUCCGUCGCCGACGCCGCUGAACAAGGCUCAGCAAACAUACUUUGCCCGCCUGUUUUGGACCUCGUGCGGCUCAUUCUUCCCGCUGAUGUCCGAGGUCGAGUUCCAGGCUCUGUUUGCAGCAGACUGGGCCAGCCUGUUCAGCAACAACCCCAUCGCAGCCGCCGUGGUCGACGGCAUGACGGCCCUCGGCACGCAGUGUGGCUAUGCGUCGGGCACGGGAGGCCGCAUUCUCGGCUUUGACGCCGCCACUCGAGCCGCCGACCCUCACCUCCUCCGCCAGCGCAGCGUCGAGUAUUUUGCCCGCUGCCGCGACCGUCUCCGCGACGAAGGCGCCCGGGUGACCGUCGAUGCGAUCCGCUGCUACGUUGUGCUUUCUCUCUACCAUCUCCAGGCCAACCAACUGGAAAGCGCGUACUACAUUGUCGGCCUAGGCGUCCGCCGCGCCCACAUGAUCAAGCUGCACCAGGCGCCGCCGCCGCACCUCGGCAGCCACGAGGCCGUCGGGCGCAUCCUUACCUGGUGGAUGCUGUACUGGCUCGACAUCCACUGCUCCAUGCAGCUUGACCGCCCGCCGGCCGUCCAGCAGUCGACCGUCACCUGCCCGCUGCCGCCCGACCCCCGGGACGACCCGCUCGCCGACGCCACGUCGGGGCAGGCCCCGUGGAAAGGCAUACACCCGAGCGCCUUCACAUACUUCUCUGCGAAGCUCACUCGCGCCAUGGCAGAGGCUCUAGAGGGUGCACCGAGCGCAAUCCUCCAGCACACGUCGGUUUCCGCGCUGGAGGAGUCCGCUCAGCAACUGCUAUCCAACUCCAUGAAGAGCCUGGAGAUUUGGCGCGCGAGCCUGCCGGUACAACUCACAAGCGCGCGCGAGGAAAGCAGCGGCAGCAGCAGCAGCAGCAGUACCAGCAGCUUAGGGUUAGAGCUGGCGACGCCCGAUUGGCUCCAACGCCAGCGGAUGAUCCUCGACCUCCGCUACUCCAAUGCUUGCAUGCUGCUUCAGCGUCCAUUUGUGCUAUGGAGUCAAAUCCCCGGCAUGUCUGGCAUUUCUGAGGAGAAUCUACCGCGCAGCAAGUACCAUGCUGACGGCGCGGUCCGGCAUGCCUCGAACAUGAUAUCCCUCCUCUACGGCACCUACUCUAAAACCGACAUCUUCGACGGUCUGCCCAUGACGCUCCAGUCGCUGUGGAACGCCGCCAUGACCCUCACAGCACACAUCUACGUCACCGGCGGCGCGAGUCCGCAGGCCGCCGAGCACGCCUACUCACUGUCGACGGCGCUGGUGGUCCUGGAGUCGCUAUCCCACGCGAACCCGGAGGCGGUGCGCGUCUACUCCAUCAUCAGCCUUCUCGCGUCACGGCUCCAGGAAGCCACGGGGUUGAGGAUACACCACGGCGACAGCAGUACUGGCGGUGACGGUGGUGGCGGCGAGCGGACCCCUGCCGAGCCGGAUCCGGCCUUCCUGUUCUCCCCUACCGACCUUUCGGGCCUCGGUGAUACGGCAGCACUGUCGGGCUUUUACGCGCCUGUCAAUACGAUGCAACAAACCCUUUUAGACGACGCCAACUACAUCACGACAGGCUUUGAUAAUACUCUCUAUCCGGGCUUUGAGAACCUGUUUGAUGAUUUAGGCGGAGAAGCCCACGCCAGCUCGUCGUCGUCGUCACAGUUCGUUAGCAAGCAUUCAUGAGAAUGGUGCACAGAUCCAGUGACGAAGCAAGGGGUUUAUAUGGGAUUGGAUAGCUAGACAAAGUGAUGAGGCCUAUAAACCCUGAGUCCGCAAAG